This is a messenger RNA of Peronospora farinosa, 1503 nucleotides long. Lineage: Eukaryota; Oomycota; Peronosporomycetes; Peronosporales; Peronosporaceae. The record is from the annotation of a GenBank genome assembly.
AUGGUGGUUCUCUUUCUCGCAUUUGUGGGUCUUACGUUGCCAUUAACGGCGUUGCACGCGACACUUACGGGUUCGCACAUGCAGCUGUCUUGGUAUUGGAUGAAAGUAACAGCAGCGACACUCGUGGCCUUUACGCUGGCCACGCUCCUUGCAAGUGCUUUAGGCGCAUUGCUGGCGGUCGCUUUACAAAGCGUCAUCCCGACACUGACACAUGUCUGGGGCAUACCGUCGUCCGGUGCUACAGUGUCGUUUGGAUGUCCCAGGGAUGUGGCCAAUGGGUUCGUGGCGUUACAAAAUGACGGGAAACUUGUAUGCUCUGCAAACGGAACGACAUUCGUAUUAGACGAUAUGGCAAAGACGUUCGUGACAGCUUCGAAGACGCAGACGUUCUUGCAUAUUUCCGAACAGGUUGUACAAGUGACGGAGAGUCUUUUUCCAGCAAGUUUGGUCGACGCAUUCAUCGAUGGAAACGUGCUGAGUCUCGUGGUUGGAGGCCUUGUACUUGGUGUAGCGUUGACGGGGUCUUUUCUGGAAGAAAAACGAAAAGAAAGAGAUGAUGCAGUUGAUUGUCAUCCUUUUCACGAAGAAGAAUGCGAGCAAAAGCAGGAUUUGUUGAUACUGCAGCUGGUGACACAGGCAGAGGCCGUAGGCUGUCGUGCCCUUAGUUGGCUGCAGGCGUAUUUGCCUCUCAUUGCUGCCUUUAUGAUCAGUAGCGUAUUGCUUCAGACAUCGGCUUUUCCGUUUACUGUUGACAGUGGUGACACUGUGGUGGUCACUGCCGUCCUGGCGCUUCUAGCGGUGCUGCUUCUUGCUUUGGUUUUGGACGUGGUCGUGAUGAUUUUGUUGACCACAGUGCUUACCCGAUCGAACCCGUUCGCAUUCCUCGAGCAUCUUUUGCCUGCGCAACUACUCGCCUUAAGCUCCGGAUCGUCCAUCGUGGCGCUGCCAGCUACUGUUUCAGCCGUUGUAGCGAGCAGGCGCGUCUCACCUGCGCUUGCUUUCAUCGUGUGCUCUACGAGCACAGUGCUUAACCAGACGGGCGCUGCUCUUUACUUGUCAGCCAGCACGCUGUUUGUGCUGUCUGCAGCAGCCUUAGAUAUGUCUGAAGAUGAAGUGAUAGCGUCACAGUCGACAAGCAUUGUUGCCGCAAUGGUAUUUACGAAUGUACUCGUCACCAGUGUGAUUUCGCCACUACCGGGUGGAAGCAAGACAGCGGUGCUGGCAACAACUUUAAGCGCUGUCUUCGGGAUUUCGACCGGAUUAAGAGCUGUUUUAGUAGCUUUCUUGGCUGCACUGGAGUGGGUCACGGGUCCGUACAUAGCUUGUGUGAACAUUACGAACAAUGCGCUGAUUGUGCUGGUGAUUGCACAUUAUUUUGAGGGUCAAGUAGUAGCAGAGACUGAAGGUAAUGUAGACGAAGACGGUGCUGUGGCGCACGAAUCUUCUGUGCAAGCUCUACGCCAGGUACGAGUGCAGGAUAUGGCGGACGAGAAUUGGAUAUAG